CAAAAAGCAAGGAUAAGAGAAUUCACAAGAACAAUAAUGUCAAUACAACUAAACCACAUCCACACACACUCUUUGAAACAACCCAACCCAUUUCUCAUCACUUCCACUCCCAAAAAACCAGUAAAAUUUCAAGUAAAAGCAGCAUCCAAUGCCCAGCAGCUCAUACAAUCCGGCACCGUUAAGCCCAUUCUGCCGAAGGAUGCAGCCAUGGCUAUGAGCUCAGAUGGCUAUGUGCUCCUUGAUAUUAGACCAGUCUGGGAAAGAGAGAAGGCCAGAGUUGUAGGGUCACUGCACGCGCCGCUGUUUGUGGAGGACAUGGAUAUGAGUCCGUUAACUCUGUUGAAAAAAUGGGUUCAUUUUGGCUACAUUGGGUUAUGGACUGGUCAGAAUUUCACCAUGAUUAAUCCUGAGUUUCUUAAGUUGGUCGAGAGUUUUGUUCCUGAUAAGGAGGCUAAGGUUCUUGUGGCUUGCGGUGAAGGUCUUCGGUCGAUGAUGGCUGUUUCGAAGUUGUACGAGGGAGGAUAUAAGAACCUCGGAUGGUUGGCCGGAGGAUUUAACCGCGCUAAAGAUGGUGAUUUCUCAGAAAUUGAAGGACCCGAGAAAUUGCAGUAUGCAACUAUAGGAGGCGCGUCCUACUAUUUCUUUCAAAUAUUGAUUCUGUUACAAGUAGUUGGGAAGAGCAAUUGAAUAGCAUUUGCCACACUGCUUGAUGGAAGUUUGUAUUUAGCAUCAUCAAUUGAUUGAACUAAUUUUUCCAAA
Molecule: messenger RNA, 759 nt
Organism: Mercurialis annua (annual mercury)
Lineage: Eukaryota; Viridiplantae; Streptophyta; Magnoliopsida; Malpighiales; Euphorbiaceae
Product: rhodanese-like domain-containing protein 10
Exons: 2
Coding region: 37-687 (216 amino acids)
Cellular component (GO): chloroplast
Source: RefSeq, a predicted model, not a curated record